UUUUAUUGAGAUUGGUUAUGUUGAUUUUUAUUGAGUGAAAGUUGAGAGAAUAAAAAGUAUUGAAUGUGUUCCUUGAUACGCUUUUCAAUCAUCUUCUAUCUUCGCUCCAAAACUAUUUUUCCCAAAAUUAUUUCCUCAAAUUAUGAAAUCCUUCAAAUUUCCCCAUUUCUAUCAAAUACUCCAAAUUUCUAAAUCCCUCAUUUCUCUCAAUCCCCAAAUUUCUCAGAUCCCUCUGCAAUUGUGCUCAAACUCAUGUUGUUGAUUUGGAUUAUUAUACCAACACUUAGGGGUUCAACCAUGGCAAACACUAAAAACGUCCUUCGUUUUUUCAUCAUUUUCCAAUAUAUUCCAAGGUUGUUUAUGAUUCUUCCACUUUCAUCACAAAUUGUAAAAGCUACAGGAGUUGUCACAGAAACAGCAUGGGCAGGUGCUGCUUACAACCUCAUGCUUUACAUGUUGGCCAGCCAUAUUUUAGGAGCUUGCUGGUACCUUCUAUCAAUUGAACGUCAAGAAGCAUGUUGGAGAAAUGUUUGCAAAAUGGAGAAAUCGUAUUGUGAAUAUGGAUUCUUUGAUUGCCACAGGGUUAAAGAAGCCCUCAGGGUCACCUGGUUUUUAGCUAAUAAUAUCACAAAUUUAUGUUCACCAAAUGCUGACUUUUAUCAGUUUAUAGUAUAUAUGCUGAUGCCAUGACUUCACAAGUUACAUCCUCUCCAUUCUUCAAUAAGUACUUCUUUUGUCUCUGGUGGGGCUUAAGGAAUCUAAGGCAAGUAUUUUGGACCCUUUCUACAUUUAUCUAGUUGUUUUAUGUAAUCAUGUUGAGCAAAAUAUAAUGAUGAAUUCAUGCUUAGAAGCUACAAAUCUUGAUAUCAA
This is a messenger RNA of Cicer arietinum (chickpea), 870 nucleotides long. The record is from RefSeq and is a predicted model, not a curated record. Lineage: Eukaryota; Viridiplantae; Streptophyta; Magnoliopsida; Fabales; Fabaceae.